This is a messenger RNA of Wasmannia auropunctata (little fire ant), 498 nucleotides long. RefSeq lists its product as uncharacterized. The transcript has 3 exons. Bases 71 to 391 code for a protein of 106 amino acids. NCBI's taxonomy places the organism in Eukaryota, Metazoa, Arthropoda, Insecta, Hymenoptera, Formicidae. The record is from RefSeq and is a predicted model, not a curated record.
GAGAAAAAGAAGAAGCUGCCUGCUCAUCGUGUAACCUGGACCGCGCGAGAUUUGAGAUUUCGUAAAGAAUAUGGCUGAGAAGAGGAAGGCGGAAGAGGAGCAGGAGGAGGCUGUCACACUGGUGGUAGAGAAGGAAGGCCAGCUGCCAGAGCCGAGUGCUGCGCAAGGGAAAACAGGACCGCGCAAGUCUGCCAAGGAAAGGAAACGCGAGUUCAGGCUGAUGAAGAAGAGACGCCGGAGAGAGAUGGCAUGCUUGGAGCGGGAGGAGAUGGAAUUGGAUAGGUAUCUCAAGUCGUUGGCAGAGCACGUUCAGGAGCAGAUCGAGGUUUUUUUCGCCUCGUUGGAUUAUCUCGUGUGGGACAAGGAGCUGGAGGAAUGGGAAAUGGAAUGACAUUAUGGACGAGGAGAAGGAAAGAGUGCGUCAUCUACCUAACAGACAAACAGAGAAAAUGUAUCAUUCUCGUUGUCAUUGUAAUAUUACUCUUAUUCUGUGUUGUG